GAGUACGCCCUCUCAUGUAAAUGUCGAAAAUUAAAGACUCUUGGGUGUAAUAUGUGAAGAGCUGGCAAAAAUCAACAUUUUACGUAGGUUAUUAAAUACACGGAUUCUGUAACAAUAAUCAACUCAUCAAAAUGGUGCUGAUAUCAGCUGCAGUUACCACCAAGAAUGGAAAAACAAUCGUGUCAAGACAAUUCGUUGAGAUGACCAAAGCCAGGAUAGAAGGUCUCCUUGCUGCUUUUCCAAAACUAAUGAGCACUGGGAAGCAACAUACCUUCGUUGAGACAGAUUCUGUUAGAUAUGUCUACCAGCCUUUGGAAAAAUUGUAUAUGCUGUUGAUAACGACCAAGGCCAGUAAUAUUUUAGAGGAUUUGGAGACUUUAAGAUUAUUCGCGCGAGUGAUUCCCGAGUACUGUAAAUCAAUGGAAGAAUCUGAGAUCGCUGACAAUGCUUUCAACUUAAUAUUUGCCUUCGAUGAAAUAGUUGCUUUAGGAUACCGCGAAAGUGUCAACCUCGCACAAAUCAGAACUUUUGUGGAGAUGGAUUCUCACGAAGAACGUGUGUUCCAAGCUGUCAGAUUCACACAGGAACGCGAGGCUAAGAACAAGAUGCGAGAGAAAGCCAAGGAGUUACAGAGACAGCGGAUGGAGGCCAACAAAAAAGGAGGAGCUAAAAGUCCUAAUUUCGGAAGUGGUUAUGGCAAUAGCAGUAGUAAUUUCACACCUACUGCUAAUGUUGUUGGUGAUUCUGCGAAUUAUGUGCCUGAACCUGUUAAACCGAGUUAUAUGCCAUCAAAGCCUUCUGCUGGAAGUGGUGCCAUGAAACUGGGAGGUAAAGUCCGUGACGUUGACUCAUUUGUCGACCAAUUGAAGGAAGAAGGUGAAACAGUUGCGUCGAAUGUCAAAGUAGACACGAAAAUAGCUCCAAUUAUUCCUCAAGCAGCUAACACAGAGCUAGUACAUUUAAGACAAGAAGAAAAGUUGAACGUACGCGUUGGUCGCGAUGGAGGAGUCCAACACUUUGAAUUGCACGGUUUGGUGACUUUGCAUAUUAAAGACGAAAAAUGGGGUCGCAUUCGCGUGCAAUUAGAGAAUGAAGAUUCACGAGGUAUCCAGCUGCAGACACAUCCGAAUGUUGAUAAAGAUUUGUUCAGAACUCACGGACAAAUAGGUCUUAAAAUUCCCACUAAACCAUUCCCGCUAAAUACUGAUGUAGGAGUUUUGAAAUGGAGAUUACAGUCUCAUGAUGAAACAGCCUUGCCUAUUUCUAUCAACUGUUGGCCUUCGGAAAAUGGUGAGAAUGGAUGCGACGUCAACAUAGAGUACGAGUUGGAACAAACAGACCUAGAAUUAAAUGACGUGCAAAUAAACAUUCCGUUGCCCAUGGGUUGUAGUCCAAUUGUAAAUGAAUGCGAUGGUCAGUACACCCAUGAGGCCAGAAGAAAUACACUUUUAUGGUCAUUGCCGUUAGUCGAUGCUUCUUCGAAAUCCGGAUCCAUGGAAUUUUCAGCGCCGUCCUCAACUCCUUCCGACUUUUUCCCAUUGAGAGUUUCAUUCACAUCUAAAACUUCAUACGCUAAAAUAAAGGUCAUCGAUGUAUUGUUGGUAGAAGAUGAAAGUCCAGUAAAACAUUCAGUGGAUACUGUAUUCUCUACAGAAAAUUACGAAGUCGUGUAAUUUAAUAAUAUUUAGGCACAUGAUAAUAACUCAUGUUAUUUGAAUGAUUAUAAUUUAGGUAGAUAAUAUUGGAG
Messenger RNA from Cotesia glomerata, 1747 nucleotides. It is a transcript of the gene deltaCOP, whose product is annotated as coatomer subunit delta. Gene Ontology annotation, biological process: Golgi localization; retrograde vesicle-mediated transport, Golgi to endoplasmic reticulum; endoplasmic reticulum to Golgi vesicle-mediated transport. NCBI's taxonomy places the organism in Eukaryota, Metazoa, Arthropoda, Insecta, Hymenoptera, Braconidae. The record is from RefSeq and is a predicted model, not a curated record. The transcript is spliced from 8 exons. Gene Ontology annotation, cellular component: cytosol; COPI vesicle coat. Bases 132 to 1673 code for a protein of 513 amino acids.